UUCUUAACUUGCCAUCCGUAAGCGUAAAGUCGAAAGAUUGUCCACGAUCUUCUUCUAUGCUUAGCUUAAUGCUUACUCUCUCUUCCCACUCCCUGCGACUUCCAUCAUCGAUGUCUCUUUAACAGUUUUAAGAACGACGUGGAGAUCCAAUCACCUAAAUCCUCUUACGUCAUCUCUACCGUUCAAUCCCAGUAGUCUCUAUCUCUUUCCUCCUCCGAUAUGUUGAUAUGUGUAUGUGUUUCCCCAUAUAUAUAUAUCCACAUCUUCCACACUCACAGAAACACACAAUUUUAAGCCAAAGAACCCCUCUUUAUCUGAUAAUGAAAACGGCUUUUACAAUGAGACCCUCCUCCUCCGUCAUCUCUCUUCUCUUCUUUCCGGUGCUUCUCCUCCUCUGUUUUUCACCGCCCACCGGAGAAGCACGUCCUUCUUUCGCUUGCAAUCCAAGCGAUGUAAAUACGAGGAGCCUACCCUUCUGCCAAGUGUCUCUACCGAUACCGGACAGGGUGAAUGACCUCAUCGGACGGCUGACAUUGCAGGAAAAGAUAGGGCUCCUCGUCGACAACGCCGCACCGGUGCAGAGGCUGGGCAUCAGUGGUUACGAGUGGUGGUCGGAGGGGCUUCACGGAGUUUCCAACGCGGGUCCCGGUGUUAUAUUUGGUGGGAGUUUCCCUGGGGCCACCAGUUUCCCACAGGUCAUCACCACCGCUGCUUCCUUCAAUACCUCUUUGUGGAAACAAAUCGGACGGGUGGUGUCAACUGAAGCGAGGGCGAUGUACAACGGAGGAGUGGCGGGACUGAAUUACUGGAGCCCCAACGUAAACAUUUUCAGAGACCCCAGGUGGGGCCGGGGCCAGGAGACUCCCGGUGAAGAUCCGGUUUUAGCUUCUAAGUACGCCGUCAACUACGUGAAGGGACUGCAGGAGCCAUACGGCACUGACGGUAGCAGGUUGAAGGUUGCUGCCUGUUGUAAGCACUACACCGCCUACGACGUCGACAACUGGAAUGGCGUCGAUCGCUACCACUUCAACGCCAUGGUUAGCAAGCAAGAUUUGAAAGAUACGUUUGAUGUGCCGUUCAGGGCGUGUGUGUCCGGAGGGAAGGUGGCGAGUGUGAUGUGCUCUUACAAUCAAGUUAACGGAGUUCCUACCUGUGCCGACACCAACCUCCUCCGCAACACCAUCCGUGGUAAAUGGAAACUCAACGGGUACAUCGUUUCAGACUGCAACUCUAUUGGGGUUUUUUACGAUACUCAACACUACACUGCAAAACCUGAAGACGCAGCUGCGGCCGCCAUUAAAGCAGGUAUGGACUUAGAAUGUGGAUCUUUCCUGACUGACCACGCUGAUCAAGCACUGAAGACAGGGAAGAUGAGCGAGUUGGAUGUGAAUGGUGCCUUAGCUAAUACCCUAACAGUGCAGAUGAGGUUAGGUAUGUACGAUGGAGAGCCAUCGGCACAGCCAUUUGGGCAAUUGGGUCCACUGGAUGUUUGCUCGCCGGACAACCAACAGCUCGCCCUUGAGGCCGCUCGACAAGGCAUCGUCCUUUUGAAGAACGGUGGGUCAUCGCUACCCCUAUCUCCCCUUCUUCACCGGACGAUCGCCGUCAUCGGGCCCAACUCCGACGUCACGGUUACCAUGAUUGGGAACUACGCCGGCGUUCCAUGUGGAUACACUACUCCGCUACAGGGGAUCGGGAGAUACGCUACAGCCAUUCACCAACCGGGAUGUAGCGACGUGGCGUGCGACAGCAACGACAUGUUCGGUGCGGCUCUGGAUGCCGCGCGUCAAGCAGACGCGACGGUGCUGGUGAUGGGGCUGGACCAGUCCAUCGAGGCUGAGCUCAAGGAUAGGGUUGGGCUACUCUUACCGGGACGCCAGCAGGAACUGGUCUCUAGUGUGGCCAUGGCCUCCAAGGGACCCACAGUGCUGGUGUUGAUGAGUGGUGGGCCCAUUGACGUUUCAUUCGCUAACGACGAUCCGCGUAUCUCUGCUAUCCUCUGGGUGGGGUACCCAGGCCAAGCCGGAGGGACGGCCAUCGCCGAUGUGUUGUUCGGAACAACUAACCCAGGAGGCAAGCUCCCCAUGACGUGGUAUCCGCAGGACUAUAUCGCUAACCUGCCCAUGACGACCAUGGCCAUGCGGUCAGACCCAGCCACAGGUUACCCAGGGAGAACCUAUAGGUUCUACAAAGGCCCAGUUGUGUAUCCCUUUGGGCAUGGAAUGAGUUACACAAAUUUCGUGCACACCAUUGCUGAUGCCCCUAAAGCGGUCGCCGUCCUCUUCGGCGGUGGACAUUCUAGCUCCAAUACCACAACCUCAGGGAAGUCAAUAAGAGUGGCACACGCCAAAUGCGAUGGGCUCUCGGUUAGUCUAAAUGUCGACGUAAAGAACUCCGGCGCCAAGGAUGGAACUCACACCCUUCUCGUAUUCUCGGCGCCGCCGGCCGGUGAGUGGGCUCCUCAAAAACAGUUGGCGGCAUUCGAGAAGGUGCACGUCCCGGCUGGGUCUCAACAACGGGUCAGUAUCAACAUACAUGUGUGCAAGUAUCUCAGUGUUGUGGAUAGGAAUGGAAACAGAAGAAUUCCCAUGGGUGAACAUAACCUCCACAUUGGUGAUCUCAGUCAUCCCAUCUCUAUCCAAGCUAUGUCUCUUGGGCAGAUCAAAUCAUAGUAACCAAAGCUAUGGCAGUGAUCAUGCCCUUUGGCUUCCUUCCACCAAGCAAGAGAAGUAUAUCCAUCCCCAAUCCCCUCUCUGUGAGACAAAUUCUCAUUGGAACAAACCCGUUUGCUUGGACCUGCCAUUGUUUUAUGGUGCUGAUCCAAUUCCAAUAACCCUCGGAUAAAGGAAGAGGAUUUUAGUGUUAGAUAGGCAUUGUUUGGAUCUUUUAAUUUUAUGUAUUAAAAGAAAGGUGAAUUGUUAUUCACACAAAGUCUGUAAUUUUUUCAAUGUCAUAAAGAAUCUAUUUUUCUAUGUA
Messenger RNA from Macadamia integrifolia, 2976 nucleotides. Its product is annotated as probable beta-D-xylosidase 2. Gene Ontology annotation, biological process: arabinan catabolic process; xylan catabolic process. The transcript has 5 exons. The record is from RefSeq and is a predicted model, not a curated record. Bases 228 to 2672 code for a protein of 814 amino acids. Gene Ontology annotation, molecular function: alpha-L-arabinofuranosidase activity; xylan 1,4-beta-xylosidase activity. NCBI's taxonomy places the organism in Eukaryota, Viridiplantae, Streptophyta, Magnoliopsida, Proteales, Proteaceae. Gene Ontology annotation, cellular component: plant-type cell wall.